AUGGGCAAAUCAUCAUCCCAGCAAAUCCCACUGCUAGAUAUCAAGAUUCUAUACGCUCCAUCAAUGGCUUCCCCAAACAUGACACUGAAGCUUCUGGUUGACAAGAAAGCCCAGAAAGUUUUAUUUGCCGAAGCCACCAAAGACUUUGUGGAUUUCCUUUUCCACAUAUUCUCUUUACCUCUUGGCAGCCUCAUCCAGUUCCUGGGCUCCAAACAAAUGGUGGGUUGCUUAGGUGAUCUUAAAGAAAGCCUUUUGCGGAGGAUAAUGCACCAAAAACACUUUACAGGUGUAGUUAUUCAAAAAACUGUUAUGAUGUCAGGAGGAUAUGUGAAAGAUGUGGUGACUUAUAUGGUUAUGGAUAACUUGGUGGUGAAGCCCAUGUCCACCAUUUCAAGCAUUACUCUCAUCAAUAGCUUUGGUGUGAAGGAUUUGAGUCAGCUUGAGGAGAAAACAUUGCCUUUUGGAAAAGAUGAGGCAUUGAAGCUGUUGAAGGCGUCUUUGAUGACUAAACAAGUGCUCACAACUCUAUUUCAGCGGGAUGCGGAAAUUUUUUAUUUGGGUUAUAUUGCUGUAUUAAAAAUGCAUCAGAAAAUCCAAAUUUUGAAUAUUUGA
Messenger RNA from Lactuca saligna, 612 nucleotides. NCBI's taxonomy places the organism in Eukaryota, Viridiplantae, Streptophyta, Magnoliopsida, Asterales, Asteraceae. The record is from the annotation of a GenBank genome assembly.